GAGGCGGAAAUAUUUGUUUGACAACCGCAUACCGUUUUUGUCACUUCUUGCAGUUUUUGUUGCAGCGUGAAAGUGGUGGUCAUCUGUAAAGAGUAACGUAAAGAAAAAGAAAAAUAUGUAAAAAUAUGUGUCAGUAAUGUCAAAAGUGCAUUUUAAAAGAAACGAAAAAUUGCAUUAUGGUUUUCUCGACGUGUUUUACUCUUAGAUUCAGUGCUUAGACCAUUCAUGUAUUACUUCCGAAGAAGCUGUGAUAUUAGUGUUUUAUCAUAGAGAUCAAGAAAGAGAUUAUCCUCCUGUUUGUUUACACAGAAUAAAGACUGAUACUAUAUGUACAUAAUCUAGAAUCAUCCUCAAAGAUGGAGCACGCUCAAUUAAUAGAAGAAAUGCCCCGCAUCGAACAGAUGCCCACCCAAGAUAGGCUGAUGCUCGCCAGGAAGAGGCGCAGUCAGCAACUGAAGCUGUACACGCAGAAGGACAAGGAGCAUAAGAAGAACAACAAACAGUUGAAGAGCAACAAAAGAGGCAUCGUGUUUGAGGACAGCGUGGUGUUAUUGGAAGCUGCAGCUAGAAACGACAUAGACGAAGUAAGAAGAUUGCUAAUGAAAGGCGUGAGUCCAGAUUCUUGCAACGAAGAUGGACUGACGGCCUUGCACCAGUGUUGCAUAGAUGACAACGAACCCAUGUUGUCACUUUUACUGGAAUACGGAGCGAAUGUCAAUGCGGAAGACAGCGAAAAAUGGACACCAUUGCACGCGGCAGCUACAUGUGGUCAUUUAAAACUAGUUAGGAUAUUAAUCUCGAGGGGUGCGAAUCUUUUAGCGGUAAACGCCGAUGGUAACAUGCCCUACGACAUUUGCGAGGAUGAACAAGCCUUGGAUUACAUAGAGAGCGAGAUGGCGAAGAACGGAGUUACCCAGCAACUGAUAGACGAAACCAGAGCGAGCACCGAGAGGCAGAUGCUGAACGAUAUGAGGAUUAUGGUACAAAAAGGGGAAAGUUUGGAUCAGUACGACUUUCAAGGCGCCACACCGCUUCACAUUGCGGCAGCCAACGGGUAUCUUUCGGUAGUGGAGUUUUUAUUAGAGCACGGUGUAAGGACAGACGUGAAGGAUAAAGAUGAUUGGCAGCCAUCGCAUGCGGCAGCUUGCUGGGGUCACAUAGAAGUUUUAGAGAUGCUGGCUCAAGCAGGGGCCAAUUUGAAUGCAAGAAAUCGAAACGAAGAAACACCUUCAGACAUCUGCGAAGAUCCAGAAAUCAAAGAGCGUAUACUAGAACUGAAAACGGAACAGGAAAUCAAGAAACAAGCGGAAGCGAAGAGGAAAGUGAAGCGAUCCCAGAGUAACACCAGGACCCAGUCCGUCCGUAGAACGUCCUUGAGAGAUAAAGGCUUGACUGCAAGAAGAGACGCCGUUGAAGAAGCUAGGUUAAGGUUGCAAGCUGGUAGUGGCUCGGAACUGGAUAAUAACGACAUAUCUUCGAACAUUCCUCCAAUAAGCGCUGUCCGUAACGGCGCACCAAUCAACAACAAUCUAGAUUACAAUCUUACGAAUAACAACAAGCAAAGAAUAGACACGUUAGAUUCAAACACCGGCGCUUUACAAACUCUUGACAGGAGAGACCCAGAUGGUAAAGACAACGAUUCGACGAUAGACGGUGGAAUAUUAGAUUCGAAAGAAAAAACGUAUACCACCGAUGUAAACGGCAAGGUAACUGUUCAUGUGGUUGUGACAAUAAAUGGCAACGGAACAUUAGCUGACCUUAAGAAGCAAAGGAUGCAAAUUAGAAACAGCAACGCAUCUCCGGUGGGUAGCUUAGACGAAUCAGAGUCGUCGCCCCAAAAUUCGAAUUCCACGGAUAUCAUCAGGUUUACCGGCGACACGACACAAGAAAACGUAGAAUACGCCAAACCCAAAAGAUGUUGCGUCAUACAGUAAGACAAAUAAGUCUUUUUUAUAAAUAAUACAGCAACAAUUUUAAAUCUAAGAAUUAUCGAUUUUAAGCACUGAAAAUCUUUCGAUUCCACGUUUCGUCAAAUAAUGUAAGUACCUUCCGUCAUUUCGUUUUUUGUAUACAGAUUAGUAAAUCUGUUUAAA
Messenger RNA from Sitophilus oryzae (rice weevil), 2093 nucleotides. RefSeq names its product protein phosphatase 1 regulatory inhibitor subunit 16B (gene MYPT-75D). The record is from RefSeq and is a predicted model, not a curated record. Gene Ontology annotation, cellular component: cytoplasm. NCBI's taxonomy places the organism in Eukaryota, Metazoa, Arthropoda, Insecta, Coleoptera, Curculionidae. Bases 357 to 1934 code for a protein of 525 amino acids. Gene Ontology annotation, molecular function: protein binding; enzyme inhibitor activity; phosphatase regulator activity. The transcript is spliced from 10 exons.